AUGGUCACUUUUAGUGCCCAUGAACACAACAAGGGACAGCGCCCCCACGGAUAUGUAAUGGUAAUUCAGGAUGAAAAGAAAAACAGAUUUGGAUGUUAUCUAAAUGAACAUUUGAGAGCCACUGACCAUAAGAGAUACUAUGGUAACGGAGAAUGUUUUCUUUGGAAAUGUGAGUGGUACGACGAAAAUAAGCGUACGGGCUCUGAAGGUGAACCGCACCAAAAAGAGCGUUUCAAGGCAUUUAUGUAUACGGGGAUGAAUGAUAAUAUGGUGUAUUCGAACCACGAUUUCAUUGCCAUUGGCUCCUCUCAUGGACAAAAUGGCCUUUGGUUGGAUAAGGCACUUUACCUGGGAGUCUCAUAUCCUUGUGAGACUUUUGGAAACGAGAUUCUCAAUGAGCCACAUGACAACAAGGAGAAGUAUGGCAAGUUCAAAGUGAUGGGUUUAGAAGUAUGGAGAGUCGGGGCUCUCGAUUGA
Molecule: messenger RNA, 477 nt
Organism: Clavispora lusitaniae ATCC 42720
Lineage: Eukaryota; Fungi; Ascomycota; Pichiomycetes; Serinales; Metschnikowiaceae
Gene: OXR1
Product: Oxr1p
Biological process (GO): response to oxidative stress
Cellular component (GO): nucleus
Source: RefSeq, a predicted model, not a curated record